GUUCCCAAGUCGACUUAGUGUGCACCACCCCCACCAACACGGACACGGACGCGCCCAGCAUUCAUCAGAGCUCCGCACCAUGCGCCAAACAACCACACCAGCAGUGGCGAGAGAGAACAUUCUUGACAACGAAUUUCAAAGGUCGUGGCACUGGACAAUCCUGUCACGUGGGCGGCGAGACUUCAGCUGACACAGUCAUUGCGAGCACGUGCCCCCCCUGCUGGCCAACCUCGCCAUGUCACAUCUUCUGUCUGCUCACUUUGAGCAGAUUGCCAUCUCCUGCCAGGGCAUCGACAGCCUCCCCUUUCCGCAGCCCAAGAUAUUCACCAAUGCCCUCCUCUCGAACCACGACAUCACGUCCCUGAUUCGAGACACAGAAGCCCACGAGAGAGCCCUGUUCUCUGUACCACCACCGCCUCCACCCGUCACCGCACUAAUACCAGACCCCGCAGAGCAGCCCAAGUCUUCGCGCAGGCAGACUGUCUUCAAUGUUGCGUCGGGCGAGGUGACGACGUCCGGGACCGCCUCCGGGAGGUUGGCCGGUGGUCCUGCGCCACGACGCCACACUGCCGUCACCGCGGUCCUUGGCGGUGCGCUGCAUGACCAGAUCCGGCGGAGCGAGCGGCGACCGGGUGGCGAGAAGGGCGAUGUCGACGUCGAGGUGCUGUUGCGCGGUGCCGAGAAGCUGUGCGGUGUGUAUCCACUGCCUGGGGCACUCGAGAGGAUACCCUCGCAGCGGUCCAAGCAUGCAAACAUCCGCAGCACGUUGGCCUACUACGAGAACAAGGUUGCUGAACAGGCGGAAGAGCUUGCACGGCUGAACAAGGACCACUGGCUCGACGACGAGGACGAGGAUAUUGCGGCGGCUUCAGAAGUGGAAGGCGAGAUCUUGACCGAGGAGGAUCUGCGGCGGGAAGAGGAAGAGGUCAGGGAGCUGGACAAGAAGAAGCGCGAGCUACAGGAGAGGCUGCGGGCCAUGGAGAAAGACCUGGGUGGACUCUUGCACAUGUGACGCUCUCACUGGAGCUGACGCGGGCAAAUGAGGAAGUCUAGAGAUGAUUAUUGAGCACGAAAUGAUACCCCUUCUUCUUUUCCGGGCUGGACAGAACAGCUCUCAUCAAGAAUGCCUCCUGGCGAGAACAGGCCCUAUGAGGUGC
Microdochium trichocladiopsis is the source of this 1157-nucleotide messenger RNA. Its product is annotated as DASH complex subunit Spc34. The transcript is spliced from 2 exons. Gene Ontology annotation, cellular component: DASH complex; spindle microtubule. Lineage: Eukaryota; Fungi; Ascomycota; Sordariomycetes; Xylariales; Microdochiaceae. The record is from RefSeq and is a predicted model, not a curated record. Bases 236 to 1012 code for a protein of 258 amino acids. Gene Ontology annotation, biological process: attachment of spindle microtubules to kinetochore.